AUGAAGGCUAGUGGACCCAUUGCCGUACAACUCAUGGCGCAAGGGUUGUACAUCCACUCAACGAUACCGCUGUCUGAGAAAGAAGACGAAAUGCAGGAGAUGCCUAGAAAGACGGCCAGUAGCACGUAG
Acanthoscelides obtectus is the source of this 129-nucleotide messenger RNA. Lineage: Eukaryota; Metazoa; Arthropoda; Insecta; Coleoptera; Chrysomelidae. The record is from the annotation of a GenBank genome assembly.